Molecule: messenger RNA, 669 nt
Organism: Arabidopsis arenosa
Lineage: Eukaryota; Viridiplantae; Streptophyta; Magnoliopsida; Brassicales; Brassicaceae
Source: the annotation of a GenBank genome assembly
ACGAUAAAGAUUGGAAACUUUCUCCAGAAAUAGAUUUACCCAUUUCUUCAACAUAACCAAAAGGUCCAAAACUACCCUUCUCUGAUCAAAUGGAUUGUUCAUUCAUAAGUAGAGACGAUCUCCAAAGAAUGUUCAAGAAGCUCGACAAGAACCAAGACGGGCUCGUGACCCUCGACGAGCUCCAUUGGAUUCUUGAGAAACUCGGUUGGCCCGAACACACUCCCGAUGAGCUUGAACUGAUCGUUGGUAAACAGAGCCUCGAUAUAGACGAGUUUCUUCGGUUCUACAACGACGCCGUUUUAGAUAGCAAAGGAACGAAGAAGAAUACUGAUGAAGCGAUUGCGAGGGCGUUUAGUGUGUUUGAUGUGAACGGAGAUGGUUAUAUUUCUGCGGAGGAGCUUCGUGAUGUGUUGGGACGGCUAGGGUUCGAGGAGGAGGCAAGGGCUUGGGAUUGUGGGAGAAUGAUUCGAGUUCAUGACAAGAAUCUUGAUGGUUUCGUUGACUUUGAAGAAUUCAAGAACAUGAUCUUACAUGUCUAAUGAUGAUAUAUAAUACACAUGUAACAUGUGUGUGUAUAGUCCAUUUACAUGUUUGAUGUGUUAUGUGUAAACACUGUAAAGUAUAUCUUUGCUUAUGUGAUGUGUUGAUGUAUAAACUAUGUCUUUUAUA